Molecule: messenger RNA, 3073 nt
Organism: Cladophialophora immunda
Lineage: Eukaryota; Fungi; Ascomycota; Eurotiomycetes; Chaetothyriales; Herpotrichiellaceae
Exons: 2
Coding region: 1175-1549 (124 amino acids)
Source: RefSeq, a predicted model, not a curated record
GUCCCUCUUUAGCUUUGCGGAGACCUCGUAUUCCCAAUUCUUGAUUGUGUGCCGCCUGAUAGCUUGCCAGCAAUGGCCAGUUCGAAACGUCGCCUCCGUCGAUCCCAGCACCGACGUCCCCUCGUCGCAUCAACCAACCCCACUGCUUGUUUUCCGAGCAAUGCACUGACUCCUCCUUCGAGUCGAGUACAUCCGAGUCUCAUGCCCCCAAGUAACAGAAAGAAUGUUGCAGUCAGGGCUAUGGAAUACUCAACAAUGCAUGGUUAAGAGAUUGAGCGGACGCGAACACAGACAUUUCGGAUUCCACCUUGUGAAGCGGACUACAGACGGAGACUGCAACACAACUGCCGGGGUUUCAUAUACCUCAGGGCCGAAAGACGCAGAAUAGCUUCAUGUACAUGGCUCGUCAAGACCGCAUGAGGUUAUCUCUCAUCAUGGAGAAGCUGUUUCUUUGGCUCAAUGCGACCGGCCAUACUGGUGAUACAAGAUUUCCAGAGGGUGGACAUGGGCAUGAUAAGAGUAAUGUGUCUGCCCAGGCCUGCUCCAAUCUGGAAAAGACAUCUCUCUUUGGCGGCAACAUACGAGGGAGUUGGCAUCAAUGUGUGUAAGUGGUAAUGUUCCCUUACAUCCGACAGCAGCUGUAUACGUGUUCUUUGCAGCGGUGACCUUCUACCUCUCAAUUGUGCCCAAUCCAGCCCUGCUCUCGCAUCCUUGUCACGGAUGCUAGAUGGAUUGCCUCACAACGAUGGAGCUUUCCUCUCAGUGGUGUCGUGACCUCUACGAUCAACCUGCCUCUUGACUCGACAUGAUGAGGGCUGGAAGACCACACCCAAAAAGAGAUGGAGGCACAAAACCAGAGGGCAAGUCCACUGAGAGGAGAUAAAUCGACACACAGCUCACCCCAUUGCCGGGACUAGGGUGAUGCCAGUCAUGAUGACCUCGCUCACAAUGGCGGACGGGCGAUCACAUCCGUCAGUGGCCUUGCACAACACCGAUAUACCAUCAGGAAGGGUAUGACAGCCCUUGCGUUUCAGGGAAGUGGGAUGGAAAGGACCGGACACCCUCCGUUGUUGACAAGUCCUCCGUAGGAAGCCACGGUCGAUUUUGCCUCUCGUAUCGAGCUCGGUAUUGCGUCGAGAUCUCUCAUUCGGUGCUUCCUACACUCUCACAGAACAUGGGGAAUGAGUAUCAGCCAAUCCACAGUACGGGAACACCUUUCCGGCAGCGACAUCAAGCCCAUGAAGAUCAAAAAAAUAAGACUCAGCCGAGCAAUGGCAUACAAAAAAGCACAAGCUCUCAGGACCCAUCACCACACAAGCGAGGACCGCUGGGAGUACAAGAGUUCCGGACUUGCCUCAUACCAGCGCAAGAUUUGUGUCACUCUCUCGAUCUUCAGCCUUCUCCCUGUCGCCUCUAUGAGCACUCGGUAAAGGUGCCAGUACAUAAAGCUGACAAGCCAAAAAAAGGGAUGAUCGUGGCAACCGCCAAUGAACUCAACCACCGGAGAAACUGCUCUGUUGGCUUCGGGAAAAUAAGGGUUCCAUGCUGAGCCAUAGAGACCUCUGACGACGAAGAAAACCCAACCGCGACACCUCCGACUGGAGUAGGUGCGUAUAUUGCCUGCCCAAUAGCCUUCGAAUACUCUUUUGCCUCUCCGAACGAUUGGUCAUGGGUGGGCUUGUAACCAGGGGCUCCGCCCUUGGGUCAAGAUACUUGGUAACCAAAUCCAGCCCUUGAUCUGAGAACAAGCUCGCAUCUACCAUCGCCGGCUUUUCGACAUUGUAUGUCUUCCUCCAACAAAAGAACAUGGAGAGCAGCAUGAAAAGCACAUGUGCGACAGGACUUAUCUCCAAGGGUGUGAUGGGCAGGUCUUCUGCUGUACGGGCGGUGCACUGUGUCGCAAGCCGAAGGACCUGAAAUGCCAGCAGUCCUUUCACCAAGUUUAAUAGGUGCUCCUCGAGAUCCAAUGCGGCGAGAUAGCCUUCUAGCAUCUGUUCUGGCUGGUCGCCUCUGCUGACAGGAGUCUGCUUGAUAUCAGGAGGAAGGGUCGCUGGGCAAUAGUGGACCUGCAUCCCACCCUUCAACACCUAAAAUACCGUCACAAUUCCCUUUCUUUGAUACCCAGGCCUUGAUUUGCGCUCUCUGGUCGCUUUAGCUUCAGAGUCUAGCAGCGCCUUGGCUGACUCUCUGGCAUCCAACCAUUCCCCUGGCCGCAACAGCGAGGAUCAACGCCAGCAUCAACGCCCCGGAUGCGAAUCCACUGGCUAUGUCGACAACUCUGUGCCACCAUGGAUAUCUCGGUCGGGGAAUGUUGGGGUGCACUACGAUCCAGGUUCGGAUAAAGACGGUGAAGAGACAGGACCCGAGUAUGUCGAGAGUGCCUCGUUGAUUUGGCGAACGGGCGAAGCCAAUAUGGUAUUCCAAAGGCAGAGCAAUCGUCAUGUCAGUACCAGGUCACUGAUAUGUCGAGUGACCCCUCUCCACCAUCCAUCCACCUACGCCCAGUUGGGAGGCCCACGAGGCAUCCAAACGACGGAUGAGGCAUCGGGUCGAGGUAUUAGCAUAAGCCUCAGUGGACGAACCUAAGAAAGAGAGGACAAUGGACGCAAAACACUAGAAAAGAGGCACUCUACUCUGCGGGUUUCCAUGCAAACAUAAUACUGGCCAGUUCUGAAGUCAUAGGAUUGCUUCGGGGAGGAGAAAAGUUUCGCUGCUAAUGACAGCCUCGCAGGUGUCGUUGGCGGCUGUAUGAAAGGCCUCAUACCUUCGUAAGUCCACAGGGAUCGAUCUUUUCCGGUGCUCCUGAAGGUCCUGUGCCGCAGGUCGAAGCAUCCGAAAAUUUCCUUUUGCCUGCGGAGUGCUGUACUAAUAUUCAGAUACUAUCUCGCUUCCACGUUGACAUCUAGGUAGACUUCUCACUAACUCCUCUGAGACCGCAAGGGUUUCCGUUGGACUCGCCCCCGUUUGGAAGCAUGGCAUUGUCAACUCUCAACUGGUCCAGGGUGCCGGGUUCACUGUUCUAACUGCCCAAUUGGACAAAACCUCCGAAGGUUUGACAAGGGCGAUUGACGGC